Molecule: messenger RNA, 4189 nt
Organism: Xiphias gladius (swordfish)
Lineage: Eukaryota; Metazoa; Chordata; Actinopteri; Istiophoriformes; Xiphiidae
Product: oxysterol-binding protein-related protein 2-like
Exons: 14
Coding region: 248-1651 (467 amino acids)
Cellular component (GO): cytosol; membrane; intracellular membrane-bounded organelle
Molecular function (GO): cholesterol binding
Source: RefSeq, a predicted model, not a curated record
CUGCUGGCUGCGAUCUGAUUGGCCGACGGGCCCGUCAGUCGCGGUGUCCUUGCCGCCCACUUCCGCCCCAGGUUCGCAGGCAGUCCACUCCUCGAUUGUUUAUGUCACUAGCGCACUGACUUGACCUUAAUUCACAGGUAGUGUGUUUGGCUGUCUGUGAUGCUUGGAGAGAGGCUGGCUCUGCAGGGACAGGCCGAUGGUGGAAAGAUGGCUUCUGAGUAACGCUUAGUUACUUUCUCUGCUCAGUAUGAACAGCGAGGAGGAGUUUUACGACGCGGAGACAGGGCUGGAGUCGGAUGAUUCCUGCGAGGUCAGCUUUAAAGAUGCCCUGGUGUUCGACGGCAAGCAGGUGACCGACGGCAGCACCACGCAGGAGAAUGGAGUGGGGGAGCGCAGGAAAACCCUGCCUGCUGAAAUGAUCUCCAGAAACAAUUUCAGUGUGUGGAGUAUACUGAAGAAAUGCAUCGGCAUGGAGCUGUCCAAAAUAGCGAUGCCAGUUGUGUUUAAUGAGCCGCUGAGCUUUCUCCAGAGAAUCUCAGAGUACAUGGAACACACUCACCUCAUCCACAAAGCCUGCAGUUUAUCUGACUCCAUAGACCGCAUGCAGGUUGUUGCUGCGUUUGCUGUUUCAUCUGUCGCAUCUCAAUGGGAAAGGACUGGAAAGCCAUUUAAUCCUUUACUGGGGGAGACAUACGAACUCGUAAGAGAGGAUGAGGGAUACAGAUUGAUCUCGGAGCAGGUGAGCCACCACCCCCCUAUCAGUGCCUUCCAUGCUCAGUCUCUGAAGCAAGAGUUCGAGUUCCAUGGCUCCAUCUACCCGAAACUCAAGUUCUGGGGCAAAAGUGUGGAGGCUGAGCCCAAAGGCACCAUGACACUGGAGUUACUGAAACAUAAAGAAGCGUACACGUGGACAAAUCCAAUGUGCUGUGUGCAUAACAUCAUCUUGGGGAAACUCUGGAUUGAGCAGUACGGAACUGUGGAGAUAUUCAACCACAGCACGGGAGAUAAGUGUGUGUUGAACUUCAAACCAUGUGGGAUGUUUGGGAAAGAGCUGCACAAAGUAGAAGGUCAUAUCCAAGACAAAAGUAAGAAGAAGCGGCGAGUGAUCUACGGGAAGUGGACAGAGUGCAUAUACAGCAUGGACCCCAAGGAUUAUGAAGCAUACAAGAAGUCAGACAAGAAGACAGGAGGAGACUCAAAAAAGCUGAAACAGGAACAUAGUUGUGAAGGUGAGGAGGCAGAUGAGAUGCCAGAAGCUCAAGAGACUGUGACUGUGAUACCAGGAAGUGCCUUACUGUGGAGGAUAACGCCGCGGCCUGCUCACUCAGCACAGAUGUAUAACUUCACCAGCUUUGCCAUGACACUAAACGAGCUGGAGCCCGGCAUGGAGAGGCUAAUGGCACCGACAGACUGCCGGCUCAGACCCGACAUCAGAGCCAUGGAAAAUGGAGACAUAGACACAGCAAGUACAGAGAAAGAGCGGUUAGAGGAGAAACAAAGGGCCGCACGUCGUGAACGCUCUAAGGAUGAGGAGGAUUGGUCAACCAGGUGGUUCCAGCUGGGAACAAACCCCCACACAGGAGCCGAGGAUUGGCUGUACACAGGUGGAUACUUUGACAGGAAUUACACUGACUGUCCCAACAUUUAUUGACACAGGAGGGGCUCAUUGUGAAGAUCUUCUCUCUGAUAGGAUUUACUUUGUUUCUCUCAGCAUCUAAGAUUUGUGUCUUUGUGACAUCCAGACGUUCACUGGUACUCUGUCUUUGUUUGACUCAAUGAAAAGCUGAUAUCAAAAUGUUAUCAGACAGUUUAUCAGACUAUCUGCAACUGACUGUGAACGUUGUCCACAGGAAAGAAACCUAAUAGUAACAUUUUUAGAGUUUACUUACUGUAAAUGUUGACAUCAAACAUCUUCAUCUUUAUAUUCCCUUAUCAUGAUUCUGACAAUAAUAGUCCACAUGUAUGUUACUCACCUGUUGAGGGUUUUAAACUAGUCACCUGUGUGAUCUCAGUGAUGCUGCUGCGGGACACAAAGCUCUGACUUCUAAAGGAUAUAUUUCCAGGUUUAGUUCGGGUACUCAACCAUAAUCUUGCCUGUAGACACACCACACACUUCUGUCAAGUUGCAUUCAGAUAUCAGGGGUUAUUUAAACACAUCUUCUACUUUUAUAUAUAACCUAUUUGAAUAUUAGAUGUCUAUUUUAGUUAGCACUAAACAUCCCUAAAACAUCACAAGUGUGAUAGUUUUCUGUGAAUAGAGAAAUACAGUAAUAAUGAAAGCUGCUUAUAACCAUGUUUACUGCCACAGUAAACAGUUAUUGUUGGUACAUUAUAUCGUUGUCUGCUGUAACAUAGAUAAUGUGUAUAAUAACUGGUGCAUGCAUGGUCACCAAGAUGAUUAUUUACACACGUUAAAGCCAUAAAAACCUUUUCUGCACUGACUAUAAUACUGUAAAUGCAUUCACAUAAAACUUUAAAGCAAAGGGAUACAGAGCGUAGUGGUUUAGAAAACAGGGGUUUUCAAAGUCUGACACUGCGGGCUCCACCCCCAGACAGUUUUAAAUUGUCAGUCUUUUUGUCUAGAUGUUCACAAGUUCUCAACACACACUCAAUACCUGUACAUGAAUGGAUAGAGGAGAGUAUCAGUGUUCCAGGAAUAUAAGAACCAUGUUGGUGAGACAUUCUGAGCCUUAGUACUGUCAAAAAUAUUAAUAGUGAAACACAAAAGAAGUUAAUAUUAUUGGAUUUUGUAACUCAUGUUAUUAUUCUUUGCCUUACUUGAUUUUAGGGUGUAGUAAUGCAAGUUUUGAGCAUUACAGCACCAAUAAUGUGGGGGCUUUAAACAUUAAGUAUAAUGUUGCCAAGGAUACAGUUGGUUACCUAUUUUUUUAUCCUAUAUUUGUUUUCAUUUGGCAAAUUGGCACCAUUAAAUGUAUGCCAAAUUAGAUAUUAACAGUUCCUUUUUGCAAUUUACCCAUGGAUAUACUGACCUCUAUUACUAGAUUAAUUUGAUACUGAAGAAAACUUAAAAAUGUGAUGAUUCUCAGGCAAGAUCUGGGGGUUACAAGGAGAGUCUUUGUUCUAUCAUUUCUAAGCGGACUUUUGGACAUUUUAUUCGCAGUGGAUUAAAUGAUAAGUGAUAUCUUCGGAAAGUGUAAGUCAGACUGGAUAUAAAAAAAUGUGGGUCAUGUCUGUGUGUUCAGAUUUGACUGCUUUAUGACCCACACCCUCAACCCCUCUUUGGGGAGGUGAGGUGCGCCUCACACUUUGAAAAUCUCUGGUUUAAAGAGAAAGCUGUGUCAUAUUGACUCCUAAUUACAGCCAUUGUCUUCACACAUGGACAAGUAACUCUUCAGGUCCUCAGCCAUUUUUCAGUAACUCAAAGCUGUGGUUUUUUGGACUAAGUAGGAACAAAAAGACAGGACACUGUGGGCAUCAUGAACCUAUGCAAACUGAUCCACCCAGUCUCCCUUCCUGAAAUGUGAAAAAUAAAAUUAAAACACUUAAUUCCUGUUUAGCUAGUAGCCAAUGUGUGCUUCAGACACUACAGAUGCAGCACUUAGUGAAUGUCGUGCGCUGAUGAUGUGACGCUUACAUACAUACUGUACAGCUGUGCGGUUGUUAGACAGUGUAGAGAUGUUCCUUUCUGUUUCCGAGCACUAACCCUGCAUUAAAGUGCACACGUGACCGCUCACAGUCCUGUGCACAUAUUGUGUAGUGAAAUGUUCAACAUCAUGUGUCGCCCCCCCCUCGACUGCUCUCAAUUUUACUCUGAAUUCAAAGCACUUUGCGACGCCUGCAGACACUCAAAGGUGCAGGUUCAGUCUGAUGGUUCUUCGAAUCUCACACUCUUUACCCUCUUGUCUCUCUGUCUAGCAUCGAUUUUGAAAAUGUUUACAUUGUAUGUUCAUUGAAUUCUGUUUUUUCUCCUCCUCAUACUGUUACCCACACAUAACCAUAUAAGUACAAGGUAUAUUUAAGAAUUAAAUUAUGGACUGUUGAAAUUACCAGCCAUGUCAUUGUUUGAACAGUCAGAUUUUGCUUUCAGUAUAUCACUUUCACAGCAUCGUAUGACACCGCUGUUGUUCUAUACCAUUGCUUCCCAACUUAGUCUUUACAAGAUGAUUUAUUGGACAUGAAAGAAAACAAAAUAUGAUUCUGCUACACAACAAUGCUUUUUUUUCAGGCC